UGCAGUUUGAACGUCGCAAUGUUCUUCGAAAGCUUUCUCCUGAACUUGGCUAUUUUGGCAGCUCUGAUAGUCGCAUUAAUAUUCGACUAUGUAACUAAGUUCUUUAGCUACUGGUACAUCCGUCAUAUACCGUACAAACUACCGAUUCCUUUCUUCGGAAGUGAUUAUCAUCGGGUAUUGAAUCUAAGAUCGACGUCUGAUGAAGUAAUGAACCUUUACACUAAGUAUCCUGAGGCGAAUUUUGUAGGAGUAAUCAAGAGUCGAAUACCUGAAUUGAUUGUGAAAGACCCGGAUGUCAUCAAGAAAAUGUUGUCAACGGAUUUCGCGAAUUUCCAUUGCAGAGGCAUCGGUCUUGACAAAUCUCGGGAUGUUUGUUUAAGAAACAAUCUAUUCUACGCUGAAGGUGAAAAGUGGACCUUACUCCGUGAGGGAUUGGAAUCUUUAUUGAACGGAAUGCAUCGUGAACCUGAUGUCAGUUUACACGUCUGUUUAUCAGGAACCAAUGAAGUUGUGAAUGUUCGAGAGCUGUUGUCAGAAAUAUUGGACGCCGUGUUUAAGGAUUGUCUGUUUGAGGGAAAGGACGACGGUUUCCUAUUAAAUAACUUAAGACAGUCUAUACAGCAUCGCACCUUUCCGGAGAAACUCAAGAGUUAUUUGAAAGAAAUAUUUCCUUCGGUGUAUACUUUAUUAGGAUUGACCACCAUUUCAGGGUUUCCAAGUGCGAAAGCCAAUAAAGUCUUGAAAGAAUCAAACAUAGUGUUGCAGAUUCAAAAAAUAGGCCUUGUAGAUAAAAUGAACACGAAAAACAAGAAGGGUACUAAAUUAGAAAAUGUGACUGAAUUGGAAUUGGCAUUUUCAAUGGUUAGUCUUUUCGUAACUGAAGGAUACAUACCAUGUCUAAAUGUUAUUACUUCCUUGUUGUUUGAAUUAGCAAAGAACUCGGAAAUCCAAGAAAAAAUCAGAGUAAACAAUUCUGUUAAUGUUGAUUAUUUAGAUGCGUGUAUUAAAGAAGUUUUACGUUUGUACUCUCCAUAUUCUGUUAUAACCAGAAAGUGUGUCAAAGCAUAUGAAAUGCCAGAGAGUAAAAUGAUCUUGGAUAAGAAAAUCACUGUAACGGUUCCCGUCGAAGAAAUCCAUAAAGACUUGAAGCACUAUAAGAGCCCUUGUGCUUUUAACCCGGACCGGUUCUUGGAAAGUGAAAAUGAAAUGAGGCAUACGUUCGCGUACUUACCUUUUGGUGCUGGACCUCGCAAAUGUAUCGGUGAACAAUUCGCUAUGCAGACAAUACGAAAAGUAGCUAGAGCUAUACUUGAAAAAUACAUAAUAGAGACAACAGAAAAAACACCUUCACAGCUGUCGUUCGUAGAUCAUAACUUUAUGAAAAUCAUUAAAGACGAUAUUUGGCUUAAAUUCACACCUUUAGAACAUUAGUUUGUGUUAUUUUAUGAAUGUAUUACUUACUAUGAUAAACGUGUUGCUAUACUACGAACUAGCUAUUGCUCGAGACUUGGUCUGCAAGAAAUAAAAAUAUAUAGCCUAUAUUACUCAUAGAUAAAUU
Molecule: messenger RNA, 1558 nt
Organism: Papilio polytes (common Mormon)
Lineage: Eukaryota; Metazoa; Arthropoda; Insecta; Lepidoptera; Papilionidae
Gene: CYP338A1
Product: probable cytochrome P450 6d4
Exons: 2
Coding region: 19-1431 (470 amino acids)
Molecular function (GO): monooxygenase activity; iron ion binding; oxidoreductase activity, acting on paired donors, with incorporation or reduction of molecular oxygen
Source: RefSeq, a predicted model, not a curated record